AUAUAUAUAUAUAUAUAUACAUACAUGAAAGAAAGGAAGAUUUAAGAAGUGGACAAUAGAAAUAAACCGUAUGAAGACAACAUACACAAAGACUUCGGCCUGAGGAACAGAUAAAUACAGAGGAAAAAGAGAGAUAAAGCAAGUAGGAGAAAGAAAGAAGGAGAGAGCACCUUUGUGGGACGAAGAAUAAUGAAUUAAAACCUCCCCUGGUUGUCAAAACAAGAGAAGAAAAUAGGUUUGCAAAGCCAUGAGACGGCAUAAGUUGAAUAUGCGCGCCAUCUCUGAGAGACGGAUUAGUUGCAAUAAUCUUUAAAAUGAUUGUUUUACUCUGCAACCUGACUGAAUAAUUAAAAGAAAAAAUAAUAAUAAUAAAAGACCAGAGUGAGAAGUAGACGGAAAUAGAACAUUUGAAAUUGACUGAACUAUAAAUAUAUAUAUAUAUAUGUAUAUAUACACAAACAAGACAUUUGACAAACAAACAAGCAUGAUCUCAUAUGGAGAUGCUGCAAAUAUUUGUCAAAAUUCAGUCAUUGGACAUGAAAGCUGCACUUUACUCUAAUGCAAUUUACCUAUCCACCCUGAAAUUGAUUUAGUCUUUCUGUGAUAAAAAGUUGUGUUAAAAAAAAACCAAAACAAAAAAAUAACAGUAAAAGAACCAAAACUUUUCCCAUUUUCUUUCACUGUAAUAAAAAAAAAAAGCGAAAAUGUGCCCCCUUAAAUUCAAGGAGAAAAAUAAGAUUUCACCUGAAGAGCAACUGCAAACCCAAAGACUAAAUCGAGAUAUGGGUUAUUUUUACCUGUUUGUGGCCAGUAUUGUGGCCAUCGCCUGGCUACUUGGUGCAUUUGGUUUUUCCUUUAUAUGGACGUUGGGUCUAAUUGGAAUUCUGUUUAGCAUUUGGAAAACUAAACUGUUUAACCUGAUACGUAAGAUAUCCAGCUUGGAACAACUUGCUGUGCACAGGAAACGUGCAUUACGUCAAAAUGAGACAGCUGAAUGGCUUAACUUUCUUUUCAAUCGUUGGUGGGUGUUUAGUUCAACUUCCAUCCAAGAUUUGGUAAAAAGAAGAUUAGAUGAUCGAAUGAUGAAUAUCAAGCCAGCAUUUUUGAAACAACUUGAACUUCUGACGUUCAGCCUUGGAAUAAACACACCAACUGUUCGGCACAUUCGAGUGUUUGAAUAUGCUGAAGGAGUACCAAGAGGUUCAAAGACCCUAGCUUGGCUGGACAUCACCAAGCCACCACCUGGUCUAGAGAACAAAUCAUCUUUCAAGGUGGUGGUCGAAGUUGAUGUAGAUAUGAUCAGUGAAGACUUCCGGAUGAUCUUUAAAGUUGGACUUGGUGCGAGAAACAUUGGUUUCAAUGUAGCUAUAGAAGAGCUGACAAUUCGAGGAACUCUACAAAUCAACUUAGAUAUGUCUAUGGACACACCGUUUCCCCAUUUCUCUAAAGCCACAGUAUAUUUUACUGAGACCCCUGAUGUUUGGUUUAAUAUCAGUGUGAUGGGUGGGCUUCAAGUUAUGGAGAUGCCACUGUUGAAAACCUGGAUCCAUACCCAUGUCAAAGAAGGAAUCACCAAAGCUCUGGUUGAUCCAGCAAAGCUGGAUGUUAGUCUUGCCUCUGUUGGACCAGUCCAAUAUCAACGCUCUAUGGUGAAACGACAGUGUGCACAAGGUGUCCUAACCAUACACAUAAAAGGUUACCCCAAACCCAACAUAGACAAUGGCCUUGACGAUGUGGUCUACACAGUACUUAGACUCAGUGAUCACAAGCGUCAAUGUCCUGAGGUUUAUGAUUCACAAAACUGGGAGGAUCUUUGUUCCUUUUUGGUCAGUGAUCUGGCAACAGAUAAGCUUCAUCUAAAAUACAAAUGCAAACGCUUAUUGACCAGUGUUACACUCGAAGAACAUGAAAUAUUACUGUCUCAGUACCCAUUCCAAAUAAAGGGAGAAGUAGAUACCAUUCUUGAAAACAAAGAUGGCAGCAAAUUGUAUUUAUCUCUCCAGUACACCCCUCUGGCACCAAUUAAACUCGAAUCAAGCAUAAAAGAUGAACAGGUCAUAAAAGAUGUGGCUGGUGUUCUAUAUGUCCAUAUCCAUGGUGCUACUAAUCUACUAGCAGCUGACAAAAAUGGUACCUCUGACCCCUAUUGUGUUGUUUUCUCAGAAAGAAGAAGAAUUGUUACCACUCCAUAUGUUCCACGAUCUUUAAAUCCAAGAUGGGAAACCUAUUCUGAGUUUUUUGUUAAAGAUUUCACUAAGACCAAAUUAAGUUUUUAUGUCUUUGACUGGGAUGGAAGAAAUAUCAUUGAUGAUGAUUUUCUUGGCUGUGCCUUCCUUGACGUACAUCAGGAUAAAUGGAUUCGCAACACUGCUAAUGAAUGGAUACAUCAGAAGGAAAAUUUUUGUAUCCGGAAAGCUCUGUCCCUUGGAAAUGACAGGCCUUCAUCUGGUUUUGUGGCAGAUAAAUCCUUAGGUUACGUCAUCGUAUCAGUGAUAUUUCGUCCUGUUCCAUCAGUGGCAAAAUCCGAAAACUACCAGCCUUUCCAAACCAAUUUCUCCCAGAAGCUAUAUGUUGAAGACAAAGUAUCUCCACAGUCUAUGUCACCAUCACAGAUUGAACCAAUUAACAGUGACAACAAAGACCAGGCUGAAAACAAGAAUUCAAGACAGUCACUAGCUUUCAUUGAGAAAUAUUUGGAAGGUAAAACUUUUGUGGACUUCAAAAUUAUUCAAGCUAAGAAUUUAGAAUCAAAAGAUAGAAAUGGAUUCAGUGACCCAUUUUGUGAGGUGAUGCUAGGUAAGAAGAAGCUAUUCAAGACAUCUGUGAAAAAGAAGACACUGUUCCCCAUAUGGAACGAGAGUGCCACAUUAGAGUUACCUGAUGACAAUAAUACAACUAUUGAAUUGGUUCUCUCCGACAAGGAUCUGAUAUAUGAUGAUUUCCUUGGGAAUUUAACGUUAACUGUGAGCAAAAUGAAAGAGAUGUCCCUCAAUGGUCAUCCUGAGUGGUUCCCCCUUACAAAAUGUAAAUCUGGUUCCUUACAGUUACAGUGUACAGUAACUUCUAAGGAUACAUUGGAGAAUGGUAAAGCAGAAAAUGUAUCCUCUGAAGAAUUAAACCAUGAUGUCUCAAAAUCAAAGACCACCAAAUCACCAACACAAUCAUCUUUACAAGAAGAAUCAUCAUAUGGCCGAAGUUCAUCAGACACACAUAUUGCUUCUCCAGGAAGUUCGAGGUCUGUCUUAAAAUCUAACAACCACCUCAAUAGGAAAACUUCCCUAACCCGUACUGUUUCACAUAACUUUCUAAGGCAACAGAAUGCAAGAUGGUCCCUGCUUGGUUCCUCUAUAGUCAAUUUCCGCAAGGCUAGCACCACGCUGCAGCCAUCGGCAUCAAUUAACUCUAUUGGACCUGCUUGCUACCCACCUGAAGAUGGCAGCUCACUUGAUGGCAGUAUAUUAUCUGCAGACAAGUACUACAGUGUAAGUGGCACAGUAGUGCAGGGACGUCACCUAAUGUUGCUAGAAGGAGAUGUUUACUGUAAAGUCAGGUUGCAAACGAACCAUCUCUCAAAUGCGCGAACUAAAUUACGAUCAAGCGGGAGGAUUCUUGGCCGUUCCACCACUGUUAAAGCCCAGCUUGAACCUCAGUUCAACUUGAACUUUGAAGUUGACCGAGGAGCUGGUGUCUCUGCAGAAGCAUUGCUUGUUUUUGAUAUGAAGAAAGCAACCAAAGAACAUCUGGCUUCAAAAGCUUUCACUAUACGAGAAUUAUUGGGAGAAAAUGAAAGUGGUACAGUCCGUAAAUGGUUGACGCUAAACAACAACAUAGAACUUGAAGUAGAACUGGUACACGGUAAACCUGAUUCCAACCAUCAAAAGAAACCUGGCAUAUUUCGCAAUUUCUCAUUUCGCAAGGACAAACAACAUUAACAAAUAACAAUACACAGAAACAAAAAAGACAUUCAUAAAACACUUAUUUUUUUUAAUUUA
Octopus sinensis (East Asian common octopus) is the source of this 3992-nucleotide messenger RNA. Its product is annotated as extended synaptotagmin-1-like. The transcript is spliced from 30 exons. The record is from RefSeq and is a predicted model, not a curated record. Lineage: Eukaryota; Metazoa; Mollusca; Cephalopoda; Octopoda; Octopodidae. The coding region runs from base 705 to 3932 and encodes 1075 amino acids. Gene Ontology annotation, molecular function: lipid binding.